Messenger RNA from Pomacea canaliculata, 4612 nucleotides. RefSeq names its product peptidase M20 domain-containing protein 2-like. NCBI's taxonomy places the organism in Eukaryota, Metazoa, Mollusca, Gastropoda, Architaenioglossa, Ampullariidae. Gene Ontology annotation, molecular function: dipeptidase activity. The record is from RefSeq and is a predicted model, not a curated record.
CAAGGCUGGAGGACACUAGAGUACGACUGGCCUUGACCGAUUCUCUGACAGAUUAGUACCUCAGUGAUGUGAGGACUGGUCAUGCGAGAAUUGUAAACUGAUAGUUAUGAAAUUUAUCGAUUUCCCUGGCAAACUUCUGCAACCGCUUGCACAUUUCUACUAUCCUGUGCUCGGAUAGUGAAAGUGAUAACAAAGCAGACGAUUUUUCUUGACCUAUAGCGACAAGGAACAUCAUGGGCGACGCAGCAGAGCUGAAAAGAAUUGCUUGUGAUGCGAUUGAUUCGCAAGCAUCGCGCUUGAGAGCUCUAAGUCAGGACAUCUGGAAUCAUCCUGAACUUUGUUUCGAGGAACAUUAUGCUCACAAGAGACUUACUGAUUUUCUAGAAGAACAAGAUUUCAACGUGGAAAGAUCGUACAAACUGGAGACGGCAUUUAGAGCAGUUCCGAAACAUUCGCGAUGCAAAGAGGAAGACGGCUACCCCAAUAUCGCGAUGCUUUGUGAAUACGAUGCUUUGCCAGGUAUAGGCCACGCCUGUGGCCAUAAUCUGAUCGCCAUGGUAGGUGGCGCUUCGCUUGGUGUCCAAGCAGCUCUCCAAUCGUCUGCAUUUCAAGGCAGGGGUGGGCAACUGACAGUUUUAGGUACACCAGCUGAAGAAGGAGGUGGAGGAAAAGUUGAACUGAUUGAUGCUGGAGCUUUUGAGGACAUAGACCUUGCAAUAAUAGCCCAUCCUGCCCAGAUUAACCUGCCAAUGCCUAUAGUGCUGGCCAGGAAAGGGUUGAAGAUCACUUAUAAGGGCAAAGCAUCCCAUGCGUCUGGUGCUCCUUGGAAUGGUGUGAAUGCAUUGGAUGCAGCUGUACAAUGCUAUACAAAUAUCUCUCACCUUCGCCAGCAGAUGAAGCCUACCUGGCGUGUUCAUGGUGUAAUCACAGAUGGGGGAGUCAAACCAAACAUUAUUCCUGAUCAGGCUGAGCUGCAAUACUACCUGCGAGCACCUACUGAUGCAGAACUUUCGGUUCUCUGCCAGAAGGUUAUAAACUGCAUUCAGGCAGCUGCUCUAGGCAACGGGAUGUGAGGUGGAAUUCAAGUCAGAACCUGUACCAUACUCUAGCCUUCUGGCAAACAAAAUUCUAGCAUCACUUUAUGUAGAGAAUGGGGAAGCAACUGGAAUCCAGUUUGAAACCAAUCAAGAAAUAAUCCAGAGACCAGGAGGGUCAACUGACAUGGGAAACGUGUCAAAGGUGGUGCCUAGUCUGUAUCCCAAAUACAGCAUAGGCACUGACGCUAGUCUUCAUUCUAAGGAUUUUGCAUCUCAUGCAAAAACUGAAAUGGCUGAAACUCUUUCUUUCAUGACUGCAAAAGCCCUAGCAAUGACUGCUAUUGAUGUUCUCAUCACACCAGGCCUGCCAAAUAAGAUCACUGAGGAAUUCAUAAACUCUAUGAAAACAGAGUAACCAUUAAGGAAAUUUAUCUGUUGACUAUCAAAUAUUGGUUGUUUCCUACAGUUUUUGUAUGUUAGAAGGCGGAUGGAUUAGACAAGGUAAAUCUAAGUGUAAACUCAUUUUUAGAGAAAGCAUGGUGCUGUUUGUGCCUUGCAACUCAUAUACUUUUUUCUUCAUCUGUGUAUCAAGAAUUAAGUAGUGUGUUAGGAAUUUAUACUUCAAGAUCUCAUUUCCCAUAUGCAUAUACUGUUAUGAUUGUGAUAAGAUUGUGAUAAGAUUGUGAUAAGAUGAUAUGAUAUAUACAUAUACUCUGUUCUGUAUAUAAUAAUAAUAAAGAUGCAUUUCAUAUUGUGUGUGAUUACACUCAUGAAGGAACAUGCUCUCAGCACUCAAGACAAAAAUGAGACAUGGACGGCAUAUGAAUGACGGAAGGAUAAACAACCAUACAGACAAGUGAUAAAAGACAACCACACAAGAUGCAAAGAGGAAUCAAGGAACAAACAGUAAGGGUUAAGAGUUUCAUGAAUCUGCAGAGAAAGACUAGUCAACAGAUGAAAAAAGUGCAAGAAAGGGUUAGAAGAUAGACUAUAAUUAUGUGGAUUGUUGUUUGGAGUAAUGCUCAAGAACAGAUGUGUUUUUAGUCGCUUGUUUAAGAAAUUUGUGGGUAAGUGGUGGAUAUGGUAGGGGAGAGAAUUUUACUGUUUUGCAGCACAGUUAUGAAAAAUCCAAUGACCAUACACUCUUAGUCUGAUGAUAAGGAUAGGGGCAUCAGAUAAAAAGGUCAUCAGCUGAAGAGUAGAGUUGUCUGGGUGGAAUUUAGGGGAGGAAAAAUUGUCAGGGCAGGAGGCACAGCACAGGCAGCUUGUAACAAAUGCAAGAACAGAUGAGUACCCAGUUCAGGAAACAAAGGAGAUGAGUUACAUGGUCCCUGAAAUAUAUAUAUCUGAUCUAUAUUCAAGAUUGUCUCAUUCCACAUACCUGGAAGUAGUAACGUGUUUGCAGCACAGCCACCAUAGACUGAUGAAUAGGGUGUUGUUGACUGUUGGUAGUGAUGACACAAUUCAUUUCAUAGAAAUGCAUGGUCAGAUAAGCAAUUCACACACUCAUCAUAUACUUUAUAAGGGUUUAUUUUUUUUCAUGUUUAUAUAGUUUGUAAAGCAAGGACAUUUUUUCCAUAAUUUCCCAUACUCUGUGGAUGUUCCAAAUGAUCAUUGCAUUCACAAUGGAGCAAGGAAAUGUAUGCAAAAUUAUUUUCUUAUUAAAACUAUAGUGCCUUUAAAAGGAAAGUUUGUUUCAUUGUUAUCUUACAAAUUAAAAAAAAAAAGAAUUAAAAGACAGGCAGCAAAAGUGUAUUAAAGGCACCAUACACAAGCUACAGUUAGGGGACAGAUUAUCAUCUGUCUCCAAGUGUGCCGAACUACUGGAAUAUUUUUUACAAAUGUAGUUUCACAUUGUCUACUCAACUACAUUUUUCUAAAAUCACGUUAUUUAUUCCAUAUUAUUGUAUUUUAGAUUAAAAGUGACUGAAUACUCAGAAUAUGUACCCUUGUAACCUGGGCAUUUGUUAUUCACCAUACAUAAGGCUGUAAUUAAAAGUAACUCUAAUCUUUUUUCCAGAUUGUUUGCAUAUUUUGCAUAACAUUUUAUAUUGUUUUCCUCUUUACUCAGGAUACAUUUCCUGCUAACACUUGCAACUUUUCCUUUAUGCAAGAAAAUCUCAUAUUACUUUCCUAGAAUUUGUGAAGUAUUAUACAUGUACUGCUAAUUUACCUUAUUUCACAAAAUGAACUAAUCUUGAUGUAUACAUAAUAUGUUGUCAAAUAGCAUCAGCUCCUAAAAAAAAGACUGUUGUAUAUGUAACAAAUGCUAGUAAUUUAUCUUAUAUUAAUCCCUAUUGAAAUGGUACUUUCAUUCAGCUGACUAAAUGUACUCACAAUAUCUUCAGAACUAUUAAACUAAAGAAAUUUAAGUUAUCUUUAAUACUUUAUUUAUAAUUAUUUCUGUUUAUUUUCUGUCUGUUUAUGUCAGGUAAUGUAGUGAUGUCUUAAAAAACUUGCCACAGUUACAAGGAUAAAAACUGGCCUAAAAACAUAUCCACAUGUACCCAAAGACUCUCACACACACACAGAUGCAUGCAUACACACACCUGUAAUGUAUCAGUUGUCGGAGUGUAAUGUAUAGUGGCAGAGAAGGUCACCCCAAAAAUGUCCUUUUAUUUUUUUGAUUGCUUUGGUGUAUGACGCUGUUUUAAGAUUUAUUUUUAAAUCUUUGAUUAGUCUUUAGUUUUAUAUUUUCAAAAUAACCUCCACUUGUGAUCUCAGCUUAUUUUAAAAUCACCACCUAUUAUUGGCUUAUUUGCUUUUUCAAGUCUUUGAUUUGUCUUCUACAAAAUCAGCAUUUACCUUCACGGUUCAUCAUCAUUAAUGGUGAUAGGAGAUGAUUUUCCUUUACUUACCAUAGAUGCUAACCUUCCUCCACUGCCCCCAAGCUGUACACUGCAUGCACACAUACACACAUAUAUGCAUGCAUGCACAUACAAACACAGGUUAUUUGGUAUACAUGGAUAAAGAUUUCAUCCCCUAAAACCCGGCUAAAAACCUGUUGCUUUUUUAUGUUGAAAGACACAAACAGACACACACACAGAGACAUGUGUGCAUGCACACAGUUUAAUAACAUAUUUAUGUAUCUAGUCCUUUGUGCAUCACUAUUUUAAUUUUUAUUUUACCUGUUACUGGUAGCACCAAAUUAAACAAUAUAGAACACAGAGCAGAUGUUUGUCAAUAUUCUUAUGCUUAUAUUACAAUAUAACCAAACCCUGCAUGUGUGAAAGACAAAGAGAUAAUUUUUUUUUAUUUUGAGGGUGAUAGAAUAAGCAGAACAUGCUUUUUUAACAUCUAGCCUGUAAUUUGACUUAAAUGGAAAUGAUACUAAACUGCUGGACUAUUACAAAAAGAAAAAAAAUAUUCAAAUGUGUGCAAAUUAAUGUUUUACUCCUUUAAGGAUGCUUAUGGAGUCCUAUGUAUUAAUGGCAUUAAUUCCUUAUACAAGUUCAGUUCAUUGCACAACAAUGAACACAUCUUUAUUUACAAGGGUAACAGAAAAAGCAAAAGUUAUGCUGUUUUACAUCUAGCCCUCGUGCAAUUAUAAUAUGUAUAAACAUUAUGCUAUCUGA